This is a messenger RNA of Phacochoerus africanus (Common warthog), 996 nucleotides long. It is a transcript of the gene CAV3, whose product is annotated as caveolin 3. The transcript has 2 exons. The record is from RefSeq and is a predicted model, not a curated record. Gene Ontology annotation, molecular function: connexin binding; transmembrane transporter binding; molecular adaptor activity. Lineage: Eukaryota; Metazoa; Chordata; Mammalia; Artiodactyla; Suidae. Gene Ontology annotation, cellular component: caveola. Gene Ontology annotation, biological process: caveola assembly; regulation of membrane depolarization during cardiac muscle cell action potential. Bases 140 to 595 code for a protein of 151 amino acids.
GCCGGCACGCUGGGUGGGGCCUAUUUAGCCGCCAGGGGCACAAAUCUGGGGACACUGAACUGGUGUCCCUGCCCCAGGUCUCUUCAGCCCCGCCGGCCACACGGCUCCCAUCUCCUCCCACUGGCCACCCAGCUCCACGAUGAUGGCCGAGGAGCGCACAGACCUGGAGGCCCAGAUCGUCAAGGACAUUCACUUCAAGGAGAUCGACCUGGUGAACCGGGACCCCAAGAACAUUAACGAGGACAUAGUGAAGGUGGACUUCGAGGACGUGAUUGCGGAGCCAGUGGGCACCUACAGCUUCGACGGCGUGUGGAAGGUGAGCUACACCACCUUCACCGUGUCCAAGUAUUGGUGCUACCGCCUGCUGUCCACGCUGCUGGGCGUGCCGCUGGCCCUGCUCUGGGGCUUCCUGUUCGCCUGCAUCUCCUUCUGCCACAUCUGGGCGGUGGUGCCAUGCAUCAAGAGCUACCUGAUCGAGAUCCAGUGCAUCAGCCACAUCUACUCACUCUGCAUCCGCACCUUCUGCAACCCAGUCUUUGCCGCCCUGGGUCAGGUCUGCAGCAACAUCAAGGUGAUGCUGCGGAAAGAAGUGUAAGGCCGGGUGGGUGAAGGGGGGGGAUGGCAAGGGCGGGGGAGCCAGGCCAAGCUGCCCCCCCGCCCCGGUACUGCUCCAAGGGGCUGCCGGCAAGCCUGCUCUCCUUCCCCCAAGACUGCUGCUUCCCCCAGAUGGGGGCUCACAGUAUAGGGAAGCCAGAGAGGAAAGACAGCCCGACCACGAGUGCCGCGGCCUUCCCUCUGUCCCCUGCCCUGCCACAAGGCCCCCGUUGGGCACCAGGGAAGAUGAUUUGCUAAGAGGCAGCUACCACAAAUAUUUGCAUUCACUUGUACUGUAACAGCAUAAACCAGCACUCAGUUCCCAUCCAGGACGCACCCACCCAGGGACUGUUGGCCUUAGGAGGGUGGCUCCAAUAAAGGGUUUUGGCUGCAUCUGGGGAA